AUGAUAAAUCCAACGAUGGCCAUGAAUCCUUUACUGACGGCACCAGGGCAGCAGAGGAUGCCACUGGUUCCUUCAACAUUUGAACCUCCAACGGUGGAUCGAGAUUUAUUGUCUUCCACUGUAGCUCCUGCUGACCCAAGACAGUUUUGUGUUCCUUCCCAAUUUGGAUCCUCUGUUCUACCAAAUGCAAAUAUGCCGAACGUGCUAUCCAAUCAUGUCUACUCAGGUUGGGGCAUUUUACCACCUGAAUCCAUAAAGGCAAUGGCAAGAAGGAAUGAAAUGAUUCAAAGGCAGCAUACUGCCAGGAUGGAAAUGGAAAUGCAUGCAUUUUACCAGCAAAGGAGAAUAGAAAAAGUGAAUCCCAAGGGACUAGCAGGACCAGGGAUACCAUUCCUCUAUAGCUCCAGCAUCCCUCCUGGCCCAGCCAACUACCAUGGCAGGAGCAUGCUCCCUGCCAGUGACCUGCAUUUUCACAGAAGCACCCUGAGAAACCUUCAGGGAACCCCCACGCUAGUGGCAGCUGGUCCACAUUUUCUAGAAAGCUGGAGUCAGAAAUGUCGUCGUCUCAGGAGAGGUGCUGGGAAUCAGAAAGUUCUAGACAGCGAUACUGAGAGCUCUAAAAGUCAAGGAGAAGAAAAAAUCUUAGGCCAGACUCAUGUGAUUCCCUAUGAAGAGGAUGAAUUUGCAAAAGAACCAGAAACCGAAGCUCUCAACAAUCAGAAGUCAAGGGAAACCAAUGAAAAGCCAGCUCUUGGCAACACCUGUGGGGAGCUCGAGCCCACCCAUAAAAAACCUUGGGGAGCUCAUGGUGCUCCCCUAGAAGCAAAGGCCUGGGAUGGUGCAAAGGAGAAGAUUUCAGAGCAAGGCUUUGCAGCCUGUGGUGAAAAGAAUGGGGUUUGUCCCCCAAUUCCUCGACCGUCUCUGCCAGGAGCGCACCCACUGGUUACAAUUGGGGAAAAUCUGUCUUUGGAUGAAGAUAUUCAGAAAUGGACCGUGAAUGACGUGCACGACUUCAUUAGGGGCCUUCCAGGUUGUUCAGAUUAUGCUCAGGUAUUUAAAGAUCAUGCAAUUGAUGGAGAAACCUUGCCAUUACUCACCGAGGAGCAUCUUCGCAGCACUCUGGGAUUAAAGCUAGGGCCGGCGCUCAAGAUUCAGUCUCAGGUAUCUCAGCAAGUGGAAAGUAUGUUGUAUAAGAAAAGUCUUUUACUUCCUACCCAUACAAAACAACCAUUUGAUCAACCAGCAGAUACAUCCCCUCUUUUGGAUUUUAAUUCCUGGGGUGAUACAUUGGAUGUCCCUUGUUCCCAGGAUAUAACAAUUCCUAAAUGAAGCGAACAAGAUAGCAUGAGAAAUUAAAACCCUCAAGGAGCAAGAACAGUCUUAAUCAGUUUUCCAAAGAGUCCAGGACAUUCUGAAGGGUGUGUGAGGGUUUCCCAAGAUGAGAUGGAAGCUGGGAAGAAGAGAAAGCCAGCCCUCCUGGAGCCCUUAAGGAGGCCUUGUCCGAGAGCCUUCCUAAUGUGACUUCAGCCCAAAGUGGCUGCAGGUGUAUC
Molecule: messenger RNA, 1550 nt
Organism: Panthera uncia (snow leopard)
Lineage: Eukaryota; Metazoa; Chordata; Mammalia; Carnivora; Felidae
Gene: SAMD7
Product: sterile alpha motif domain containing 7
Exons: 7
Coding region: 1-1329 (442 amino acids)
Molecular function (GO): protein binding
Source: RefSeq, a predicted model, not a curated record